GUUUACGAAAACAUGGCGGGUGGCGGGGCGUGUUUGGCUGAGGACCGGAUAGGGCAAGUGGUGCUGCCGGGGGACGCCCUUCUCCUGCCUGGUCACACUCAGGCGGAAAGCGAGAGGCUGUGUCUUGCCACCAGCGGGCCUCAGAAAGGGCGGCUAGUUUGCGGGCCGGGGCUGAGACGCGGCGGCGAUGGCUUACUCGUCACCAAAUGCGGGCUGCUGCGCUAUCGGGGUCCUGGAGGACCGGCAGGCAGCGGAAGUGGUUCCGGGGGAACUUACUGGGUUGACUCUCAGCAGAGGCGGUAUGUCCCAGUCAAGGGAGAUCAUGUGAUUGGCAUAGUGACCACCAAAGCUGGGGACAUAUUCAAAGUGGAUGUUGGAGGAAGUGAGCAAGCAUCUCUAUCUUAUUUGGCCUUUGAAGGUGCAACCAAAAGGAACAGGCCAAAUGUGCAGGUGGGAGACCUUAUUUAUGGACAAUUCAUUGUUGCCAAUAAAGACAUGGAACCUGAGAUGGUCUGUAUAGACAGCAGCAGCCGGGCAAAUGGAAUGGGAGUUAUUGGACAAGAUGGUUUCUUAUUUAAGGUGUCAUUAGGCUUAAUAAGAAAACUCUUAGCUCUGGAGUGUGAAAUCAUCCAGGAUUUGGGACAACUUUAUCCAUUUGAACUGGUGUUAGGAAUGAAUGGAAGAAUUUGGGUGAGAGCCAAAACAAUUCAACAGACUUUAAUUGUGGCAAGUGUCUUAGAAGCCUGUGAACACAUGACUGCUGAACAGAGGAAGCAAGCCAUUUCCAAACUGUUAGAGAACUAAUGGGAAGGGAAUUCCCCCUCUCCCCAUUUUAUAUUCUCUGUGGAAAUGAUGACCUAGAAAUGCAUUUUUAAUAUUUUUUUACAUGUAAGAUAAUAAAUGUUACAGUUCUAAUGCUUUUAUUUUUAUUCUGCAUGUUUUGCUCUCAACUUCGUUUUGUGACAAACUCUGGUUUGUAGUGUGAUUUUUGGAAAAACAUGCAUACUGCUGAUUUUUAUAAUAGAAUCAAUGGUAUUUGCAAAAUAAAAGAAAGCUCCAUUUU
This is a messenger RNA of Rhineura floridana, 1063 nucleotides long. RefSeq names its product exosome component 3 (gene EXOSC3). Gene Ontology annotation, molecular function: RNA binding. Gene Ontology annotation, biological process: exonucleolytic trimming to generate mature 3'-end of 5.8S rRNA from tricistronic rRNA transcript (SSU-rRNA, 5.8S rRNA, LSU-rRNA); poly(A)-dependent snoRNA 3'-end processing; nuclear polyadenylation-dependent rRNA catabolic process. The transcript is spliced from 4 exons. NCBI's taxonomy places the organism in Eukaryota, Metazoa, Chordata, Lepidosauria, Squamata, Rhineuridae. Gene Ontology annotation, cellular component: cytoplasmic exosome (RNase complex); nuclear exosome (RNase complex). The record is from RefSeq and is a predicted model, not a curated record. Bases 13 to 804 code for a protein of 263 amino acids.